CCGCCGCCGGCGCGCAGCCCGCGUACGCCGCCCCAGCGCAGCCCGCCGCCGUCGCCGCAGCGCAGCCGGGCGCCGCCUCCGCGGGAGUCCCCUGUGCCGAUGAGGCUGAUCCCUCGGCCGGCUGGGUGGGGGACUGGGCGUAUGACGAGAGCUCGUACACGGUCGGCGUGGGCGCGGGCGGCCGCUACCUCUUCGAGGAAGUGAUCGACGCGCGAGGGGGCGUCCGGCACAGCGGCGUGCUGUCGCUUCGGGGCGGCUGGCUUGAGGGGGACCUGGUGAACCAGGACGGCAGGGUCGUUGGCUCCAUCCGCCUGCGUCGCGAGGAAGGCCGCCGAGCCCUCAUAUCGCAAGUCCGUCCCCUCGACGGGCAGUGGGAGAAGGAGACGGUCGCCCGCCCCGCCGGCGAUCGGCAGGCGCCCGACCUGUCUCAGCUACAGGAGAGCAUGACGCCGGUGCUCGUGCUGGUCGUGAGCGUGGGCGCGGGGGCGUUCUACCUCUGGAGCACCGUGUCGUGGCGCUUUGUCGUCCGCCCCAUGCUCUGCGACGCGGGCCUCGAGGAGUGCGUGGUCCAGGCGGAGGGCGCGUGGAGAGACCUCCAGCGGUGGCGGCGGGGCGGCGCCUAGCCUGCA
Molecule: messenger RNA, 629 nt
Organism: Prorocentrum cordatum
Lineage: Eukaryota; Dinophyceae; Prorocentrales; Prorocentraceae
Source: the annotation of a GenBank genome assembly